Molecule: messenger RNA, 315 nt
Organism: Staurois parvus
Lineage: Eukaryota; Metazoa; Chordata; Amphibia; Anura; Ranidae
Source: the annotation of a GenBank genome assembly
AUGUAUGUGAAAUGGUUUGAUACAGUAAUGUUUUACUAUGUGAUUUUAGUGAUUUUAGUGAAUGUCACUUUUUGUCAUUUUUGAAUUUCCCGCCGUUCCGUCCCCCGUACGUCCCGACGCUCACAGGGGACGGAACCCAGAUGACAGAUGCUGGCAUCCGCCGGAUUACAUUGUCGGGGACACUGCAGGAGGGACAUCGUGGGAGCGCAGGACAAGGUAAGUGAUACAGGGAUCGUGGAGCAGCGCCGCAUGGUAUUCCCGAGUGUAGCUCGGGGUUACCGCUUGUGCUACACUCGGGAAUACCGCCAGGGAGGU